Messenger RNA from Centropristis striata (black sea bass), 2091 nucleotides. RefSeq names its product microtubule-associated protein 6a (gene map6a). Gene Ontology annotation, biological process: regulation of microtubule cytoskeleton organization; cytoskeleton-dependent intracellular transport; microtubule cytoskeleton organization. Gene Ontology annotation, cellular component: microtubule; Golgi-associated vesicle; cis-Golgi network. The transcript is spliced from 5 exons. Lineage: Eukaryota; Metazoa; Chordata; Actinopteri; Perciformes; Serranidae. Gene Ontology annotation, molecular function: calmodulin binding; microtubule binding. The record is from RefSeq and is a predicted model, not a curated record. The coding region runs from base 321 to 1715 and encodes 464 amino acids.
CGGGGCUGUUUUCGUUGCAGUGCCCUGCCGUGGAGUGAUGUUGCAAGACGUACGGGACAGAACGGGCACAGAGGGAAGCAGAGCAAACGUUCACACGGUUGUUUUUUCCAAUAGAAUCGUUCAAAUCUGUCUGUUUUAGAAGGAAAAUGGAUUUACUGAAUAACCUAAUCUAGCGUCAACAGUGUUGGAGCCGUCCGUUGCUGCCUGACACACACACGGACAUCUUGUUUCUCUCAAAUCGGGAUACCGGAGUGUAGAGACAUAUUUUUCUUCAUUUCGGACCCGGUUUCAGGUUGUAGUGGAGCUCUGCACGGCUCAUCAUGGCGUGGCCCUGUAUCAGCAGGGCGUGCUGCAUGGCCCGCUUCUGGAACCAGCUGGACAAGGCUGACAUUGCGGUGCCUUUGGUCUUCACCAAGUACACGGACGUCUCUGAGAUGCAGCACAUCCAGCUGCAGCCGCCGCUCCACCCUCCCCAGGCCCGGGUCGCCAUAGAAACGCAGCCGUCUCGCGCAGAAGCCCGCGCCGCCAAAGGUGCACGGGGCCCGCGCAGGUGCGUCUCCGAAGAGCGCGUGUGCAGCUCGGUGAUGCGCGAGGACUUUAAGCACUGGAAAGUGAGACCGGAACCGAGCUGUAAACCCAAGAACGAGUACCACGGACCGGAGACGCCGUUCAACAGCGAGACCCAGUACCAGAAGGACUUCAAACCCUGGCCCAUCCCGAAAAGGUACGACCAUCCCUGGAUACCUAAACAGGCCGAGGACCGGGCUCCGGACAGGUCCAGGCACUCCAAGCAGCAGACGGAGGCGGACAGCGGAGUGGAGAAGAGCGCUAUUGCAGACAAGGUGCACGAGAAAGACUUCCUGCAGGGCCAGGAGAGGAAAAAGAAGUCCAGUAAACCAGAGGGGCAGAAGAAAGUUGUCCUGAAGGUGGAAGGAGAGGGCAGAGGGAGGGCGGCGGCGGACGCUGUGAACAGGCAGAUCAAAGAGGAGAUCACAGCCGACAGCUCGUACAAAACUGAGUACAAGGCUUACAGAGAUGUGAAGCCGGCGAAGAUGAUCCGGGCCAGGUCCCAGUACCUGCCACCAGAUGAGAAGACCAGCCUAGAGACCAGCUACAGUGCCACCUUCAAGGGCCAGGCCCCCCUGCGGCCUGCGGACAACAAGGCCCUGGAGAGGAGGAGGAUACGCAGUUUGUACAGCGAGCCUUAUAUAGACCCCAUCAAACAGGUUGACAGGUAUAGUGCACUUCGCUCUAAACCCAAAAAGCCUGGAGCCACAGCGGCAGGCCAGAGCAAGCCAGCGAAGAAAGCCAAAGAUAAGCAGAGCGCCACGCUGAAGGGCUCCAAGAAGACCACCUCGGAGAACCAGUCAGAGAACCGGCCAGCGGUGGGGGACAAGGAGAAAAGUAAAGAGAUGAACAACAAACUGGCUGAGGCAAAAGAGGUUGUGCUAAAACAGUACCACUACAUACAACUCUGCCAGCCAAUCCGAGAUAUUGGCUGGGUGCAGACUCUAAAGCAACACCUGUGGGGCUGUGCACUACCCAAUCCCAGAGAUGCUAAGGACGAGCUACUCCGACCCAGUCAUCAUCAUUCCCAGGGUGCUGCUGGAGGAGAACCACCACCUCCACCACCACCACCACUGCUGGAUGGAGCCGAGCCUCGGAGGAGCGGCGGGGUCGUACGCUUUGCCCUAGACGUGAAUCAGACUGAGUAGUUCUGCCUGUCAGGAUGGAGGCAGAUGCUCCGUAUACAGACUGCUGCUCUGUACUGUAAAUAUCUAGUAUUUGCAACUAAGUUGGAUUAAGAAAAAGAGGUGAAUCUCACACAAAAAAGUGGAAAAGAGGAAGCCCACACAUUUGAAACACGCAUGUUUAAAACUGAUUUUGGCUCUGAGGUCACGGCUGUUUGACCCAUGGCAUUAUUGCAAAGGUGCUACAUCAUUUUAUGGUUUCAUGCAAUUUAUUUUAAAAGAAUAUGUCAAUAUCACUAGGAAUACCACACCAUAAAGUGCUUAUACAACAAUAACAUAAGAAACUGUACUGUACAUUGAUCAGUUUUAGUGUAAAUAAAUAAUCACAACUUGCAGAUUA